Messenger RNA from Centropristis striata (black sea bass), 6200 nucleotides. RefSeq names its product cyclin dependent kinase 17 (gene cdk17). Gene Ontology annotation, cellular component: nucleus; cytoplasm. The record is from RefSeq and is a predicted model, not a curated record. Gene Ontology annotation, molecular function: ATP binding; protein kinase activity. Gene Ontology annotation, biological process: protein phosphorylation. The coding region runs from base 446 to 2029 and encodes 527 amino acids. Lineage: Eukaryota; Metazoa; Chordata; Actinopteri; Perciformes; Serranidae. The transcript has 17 exons.
AAGUUAGAAGGACCAACAGCACAUGAAUGCAAGUGACUUUAAAGAAUUGAAGAAACUAGCUUUAUUUUGAAAAGCCACAGGAAGCCACGUUAUGAACCACAGUGUGGUACUUGACGGACGCCAGCUCGCACCCCUCCCGUCUCCUCUGUCGACAGCAGAUCCUCCUCCAGCCUCUUUAAACUGCUUUCACCGCCACUCAAACGACAUUUUGGGGGUUCGGUCUGCAGCUCUCCGUCCUCACACCCCUCAUAUUUCUCUGCGUGUUUCGGAGGAUAUUUAUUUUUCUAACGGAGCGUUUGGAACCGAAAGUGAAGACAGACGGAGCUGUGUUUUAGGCUACUUCAGUGGGCGGAUAAAGCGGAGGAGGGCAUCCGGGCCUGGCUGCUCCGGAGAGUCGGCUUGAAACGACCGAAUUCACCAUUUUCAGGCCGUGCACUGCCCUGCCAUGGAGAAGAUGAAGAGGAUUAAGAAGCGCCUGUCGUUAACACUCCGCUCCAGUCAGACCAUCGAUGAGUCUCUGUCCGAACUAGCCGAGCAGAUGACCAUGGAGGACGGUGGCACCAAGGACAAUGAGCCCUUCAUGAGGAACGGCCGCCCCCCCACCUCCCACAGCAUGCACUCCUUCCUGCACCAGUACACCGGCCCCUUCAAGAAGCCCCCGCUCCGCCGGCCGCACAGCGUCAUCGGCGGCACCCUGGGGUCCUUCAUGGCAAUGCCACGCAACGGCAGUCGUCUGGAUAUUGUGCAUGAGAACCUGAAGAUGGGCUCAGACGGCGAGAGCGACCAGGCAUCGGGAACGUCUUCAGACGAAGUGCAAUCUCCAACCGGCGUGUGUCUGAGGAACCGCAUCCAUCGGCGGAUCUCCAUGGAGGACCUCAACAAGCGCCUGUCGCUGCCCGCCGACAUCAGAAUUCCCGACGGUUACCUGGAGAAGCUGCAGCUCAGCAGCCCGCCCUUCGACCAGCCGCUCAGCCGGCGCUCCCGCAGAGCCUCGCUGUCGGAGAUCGGUUUUGGCAAAUUGGAGACUUACAUUAAGCUGGACAAACUGGGAGAGGGAACCUACGCCACAGUAUUUAAAGGACGCAGUAAGCUCACAGACAACCUGGUGGCACUGAAGGAGAUCCGGCUGGAGCAUGAGGAGGGAGCACCAUGCACCGCCAUCAGAGAAGUGUCGUUACUGAAGGACCUCAAACACGCCAACAUCGUGACGCUUCACGACAUCGUCCACACUGACAAGAGCCUCACACUCGUUUUCGAGUACCUGGAUAAGGACCUGAAGCAGUACAUGGAUGACUGUGGAAACAUAAUGAGCAUGCACAAUGUGAAGAUCUUCCUGUUCCAGAUUUUGCGAGGGCUGUCGUAUUGUCAUAAGAGGAAAGUUCUCCACAGGGACCUGAAGCCCCAGAACCUGCUCAUUAAUGAGAAGGGAGAACUCAAACUCGCUGAUUUUGGUCUGGCGAGGGCCAAGUCUGUCCCGACUAAAACCUACUCCAACGAGGUGGUGACUCUCUGGUACCGGCCUCCUGAUGUCCUACUGGGAUCCUCUGAGUACUCAACACAGAUCGACAUGUGGGGUGUUGGCUGUAUAUUCUAUGAGAUGGCUGCAGGUCGGCCGCUGUUUCCCGGCUCCACCGUGGAGGACGAACUCCACCUCAUCUUCAGGUUACUGGGCACACCCACAGAGGAGAACUGGCCGGGAAUCUCCUCCAUCGAAGAGUUUAAAUCCUACAACUUCCCCAAAUACAAACCACAGCCGAUAAUCAACCACGCUCCCAGGCUGGACGGCGAAGGCAUCGAGCUGCUGCUGGCUUUCCUCAGAUACGAGUCUAAGAAGAGGAUUUCAGCUGAAGAGGCGAUGAAACAUUCCCACUUCAGGCAGCUCGGGAUGAGAGUUCACACACUGCCUGAGAGUGUAUCAAUAUUCACAUUAAAAGAAGUGCAGCUGCAGAGGGACCCUGGCUACAGGAACUCCUCGUACCCAGAGUCAGGUAACGGCAAGAUCAACAGGAGGCAGAGCAUGCUCUUCUAAUAUCUGAUGAAGAGGAUGGUCCACUGCCCAACUUCAUCAUCAUUUCCCACCAACCUCUCGCAUGAGCCCACCCCCCCUCGGAGUGACCCCCCUCCCUCCCUCUUAACUGCACACACACACAUAAACACACACACACACCCCUCUGAGCGAGUGACUCUGGGUUGAAUCUAUUUGGAGACUGUGUUUAUUUAUUGGGGGGUGAGGUUGAAUUUUUUGCUGCUAAACUACUACUGUCUGUAUUUAACACACCGUGUGUGUGCGUGUGCAUGUGUGUGUGUGUGUACAUGAUGUGAACUCGAGACGCCAUGCACAGUUGAACAGUCAGAAAGGUUACUAUUGUUUUUCUCCUGACUACGGCUUCGUUUGAGUUAGAAUUCCACUGAUGUUGAUGUCGACGCUGUGAUCCAAGUUGUUGUUCUUGUUGUCAUGCUUGGAGACCGAACGCUUCAGUUUCUUCAGAUUUCUUUUUUUUUUUUAUAAAUAUGUACAUCUAUAUAUAUUUGGAGUUUUUGUUUUGUUUGUUUUUCUUCGAGCUUCCGUGACUGAACUCUACAACAUUUCCAGGUUUAAAAAGACUGGGGUGCCAGAAGGUCUUGGUGGGGGAAAAAACGGUUCCUCUGGAUUCCUCUUCUUCAUUUUUUCCAAAACAUUUCACUCGACUCUUCUUCUAGACGCCCUGCUGCACUCAGGAGGGUUACACUGAGGAUCAAAAAGCAGGACUGUGAGCAGAUUGUGGUGACGGUUUAAAGCUAAGGGUUAAAGAAGCACACAUAGAGUCCAAUCAGACUGGAAGAACGUAAAAAACCAGCUUUCGGUUCUUUUGUUCUUUUUGAUCAUUCUGGUUCAGCAACGGGACCAAAACGGAGGAGAGGGGGGAGGCAAACAGUUGGGAAGACGAGCGAAAAGCACGGAUGAAAGAGGAGAAAUACUGGAGCUGAACAGGAAGUCAUGUGAUGUCCCACAGGAAGCCAGCAAGCCUUCCCUAAUACCCUCACAAAACUGCCAGGACUUCAGUGCUUUUUAAAAAAAAUAUUGCAAGCUACACUUUCUCGCUCUGUGUGCAUUCGGAGAUCUCACUGCAGUAAGUCUUUGUUUUUAACUUGCACUUCAGUGUGUUUUUUUUGGAAUCAGGGACCCGUGCCUCGACACGGCCGAGUUUACCCAACAGUAUUAAGAUGUGUUCUCUGUGUCUGUGACCUUUGACCUCUCCUUGUGAAACAACAGUGUCAUUGUGGCAUGUUUUUCGGAGGGGGGUGGGGUGGGAUAGUGGGGAUCGGGAUGGGGUGUUCAAAAGCAAAAUGGUUGUUUUUCCACUUGGCAUCGGACCACUGCUCUCUCCAGCAUUUGUACACAGGAAAAGAAAAAGAAGAUUUCAAAUUGAAAUUUUAGAUUUAACUGCCCGCUGUGUUGUUUGCAACUGACAGUGAUGCUACAGAUUAAGCCGGUUGGGAAGUCUCACUUUUGACUGCAUGUUUACUGAAGCAAAUGGAAGAUCUCCUGAAAAACACUCAAACACUCAAAAAGUCUGCUGGUGUGCUUUGCAUACCUGGUUUGAUUUAGUUGCAGAGAAUUUGUCUUAUUUCUGUGGAAGUGCUGUCCAGAUUUCCAGCAGUUGUGUGAUAGCAACAAGUGAUUUAAAGGAACAGUUUGACAUUUUAGGAAAUAAACGCAUUUGUUUUCUUGUUAGUUAAUUGAGAAGACUUGUGCCUCUCUCAUGUCAGUACAAUCACUAGGCGUCUAGAGGGGUUGGGGUGAGGCCAUCCCCCUCUUUGGCAAAAAUGACCAAAAUGCAUCCCCCUCGUUUACCUGCCAUCCCCCAUCUCCAUCCCCUCGUAGCAGGGAGAGUGCAGUGGCAGAAGGGUCAUUGAGUUGAACAGGUUAGGCUAUGUUUACAUGAUGACGGUCUGAACAGAAGAUGCAAAAGUGUCUUCACUUUUUAUUCCGCGUUUAGACGAGUGUUUUCGGGAGGAAAUCUGCAUGCAUACGGUGACGCAAAAGUGUGUGGAAUUCAAUUGUAUGCAUGCCAGGCGACAUCUCGUCCAAAGCCGUCUGGCUCGCCUCCGACAAAUUGGUGCAUCCAAAAUGUGAUAGAGGUAAUUACAGAUCCUUCUCUGUUCAGUAAUACUAUCUGUACAUAUCCUGUACAUUUGGUGGAAAGACUCCUGUAAGUUUAUUAGAGCUGCCAGAGCAGCUUGAAGGUCCGACGCAUGGAAAUAAUCCCACAUGUUUGUUUAUUUCCCUGUACUGGAGCAUGUAUGUGACGUAAACGCGUACGUGACGUGAGCAGAUCUGAACAGAGUUUUGUGUCUUGGCAGUGUAGAUGGACACGCUACGGCGGAGCGGAUUACACUUUUACACUCUGGAGGGUGGUAUCAGAUUUUUGCGUUUUUAAGCCCCAAAAACGCCAUCACCGUCUAAACUAAGGGCACUUCCGAUAAAAUAUUUUGUCGUUUUUACCCGCAAGCGUCCUCGUGUAAACGGUCUAGUCUGCCUGACUCAUUGAUCCUUUAUCUGACAGAGGUUUGUGCAAGUUAGAAUGGCCCCAACCAUAACUCUAAAAUAUUAGUAGCCUAACUCUGCCUAGCUCAAAGAGUAAAAUCGGGCCUAGCCUGGCUCAGACCAAAGGUUACAAAUAUGCCUAACUACACCUCUAAAGCUCAAAGUUAUUUUUCAUUUUACAAGAACUGAAUCGAAAAACAAGUUGUCGUUUCAUAGGGUGUUACAUGUUAAACUGUUUCUUAGCAUAGUAGCUUCUAGGAGUCCUGAAGAAACUGUCCGGUUGCUACACUGGCCAUAAAAUAGUCCUGAGCACAACCCUACGUCAAAACGUUUAUUUUUGCACUUUGGUUUUUGUACGCAUAAAACACGUCAGAUUUUGAUUAGUGAGCUUCAGAGUUGCUGGUUGGCAUAUUUUGCGUUAUUGUUUAGAUAAGAUGUUUCCCAAUACAUUGAUUCAGAUCGACUUACCGUUAAACCGCUAGGAUGGAUCUUCUCAUCUAACGUUCAACAAGAAAGCAAAAAGCCCUAUUUUCCUAAAUGUCAAACUAUUCUUUUAAAUAGUUGCUGUAAACAUCAAGUUUUACAGUCAGCAAUUCAGAAUCAAACAAACAAGAGCUCCAGAGCUGCCAGUUUGCUCCCCAACAGUUUAACACAAAAGAGAAAUCUAUCAUGGAAAAGGCAGACAGAGCAAUUUUUACACUCACAGUAGCAAAAAAUAGAGUGCAGUGCAGUGAACAUCACAAAUUGAACGUUUUGAGUGUAACGAGUGUAAGAGAAGAUCUGAAGGAGAUUUUCCUGUUACUGCAGCUCUUUUGCUCAACAUCUUCAUGAAAAUUUCACAUUAACUGUCCGAGAUUUAAAAGAUUUGAGCAACACUAGAGUUACUGAUUGGGCAGAACAUGCUAGAAAAGUGCUGGAAGCACAACUAAUGCUUGUUAAACUCACUAAUAGCUGAGAGAUUAAUGGAAUUAACAUUAACUUUUACACAGUUUGCAGCUAGUAGUGUAAUAAUCCUGUAUAUGUACCCAUCAUUUCAGUAGUUAAAUUCUUUGACAGCAUAUUUCUUGAUCAAUUAUAUAACAACAGAACAAAUGGUUGGAAGAUAGUGUUAACGGUUUACAUUUAAAAUAAUGUAACAAUUAUUGUGUUCACAGGAAAAAAAUCAUUAUAUUAAUGGUAGAAAUCCUGUAUUACAUUGUCACAUGAUUUCUCCCCAGGAAACCUUUGUCCCCUCCUAUUUUAUUUCACAUGAGUGUGUUUAGAUGCUUCACUGACACUUUAUUAUUAGAAAUAAGCUUUCAAUUUCUACAAAUGUCCCUAUAAUCAAACAUAACUGCAGGAUUAUUCCACUGCUAACUGCGAAAUGUGUUGCUAACAGCAGUUUUUUGUCAUGAACAGCAGUAACAUGCACGAAAGGAGAUUUCUACAAUGGCUCAAUAUUUAUCAUUGUAAAACUGUAAAACUUUUUCAAAUGUAUGAAUGACCUGAUUUUAUGUGAACAUGUCUGAACGCGCGUAUGUGUGUGUGCCUGAUGCAUGGAAGGCCUGCUGUGUUGUGAAAUUCGACCUCUCUGAAACACUGAGCUGCCGGUGAACAGUUGUUGUGUGACUCUUUUUACUGGAACUAUUUAUUUCUCAUAACCAUCGAAAGUAAAUUUAAUCUGUUUCAUAAA